UAAGAAGGGUCUGCGAUUCCUUUAUGAGGUGAAACCAAAACAGCUGUUAGACAUUGCAACAGGGAUAUUCUGGCAGGGUGUCUGUCUAGCAUUAGUUCUGAAAACGGUUGUGGUUUUGAUCACUAAAAUGGCUGUGACUUUUGGACUCUCUUUGAGUGUUUCUUGGAUUUGUUGCCUGCUAAUUGGAGGGAUAACGUGUUUUACCCUUCAAGGUGAUGUUUAUGGGCAUCCUGCCUGCACUGGACCUGAACCAACUGGAUCCCAAGCAAGUGUGGCGUCUGGUCCAAAUGCUAAAGCUACUGGCUACAAUACCCUGGCAAGUGUGACGCAGGGUCCAAAUGCCGCAACUGCCAACCAUGCCUCUGCAGAAGCGGCUGGCCCCCGCGCUUCAGCUGAAGCAACUGCCCGCCAUACCUCUGCAGAAGCGACCGCAGGCCCCCGCGCUUCUGCUGAAGCAACUGCCAGCCAUACCUCUGCAGAAGUGGCCGCAGGCCCCCGCGCUUCUGCUGAAGCAACUGCCCGCCACACCUCAGCAGAAGCGGCCGCAGGCCCCCGCGCCUCUGCUGAAGCAACUGCCAGCCAUACCUCUGCAGAAGCGGCAGGCCCCCGCGCCUCUGCUGAAGCAACUGCCAGCCAUACCCCUGCAGAAGCGGCCGCAGGCCCCCGCGCCUCUGCUGAAGCAACUGCCAGCCAUACCCCUGCAGAAGCGGCCGCAGGCCCCCGCGCCUCUGCUGAAGCAGCUGCCAGCCAUACCUCUGCAGAAGCGGCUGGCCCCCGCGCAUCAGCUGAAGCAACUGCCAGCCAUACCUCUGCAGAAGCGGCCGUCGGUCCCCGCGCCUCAGCUGAAGCAACUGCCAAACAUACCUCUGCAGAAGCGGCCGUCGGCCCCCGCGCCUCAGCUGAAGCAACCGCCAGCCAUACCUCUGCAGAAGCGGCCGCCGGCCCCCGCGCCUCAGCUGAAGCAACCGCCAGCCAUACCUCUGCAGAAGCGGCCGCAGGCCCCCGCGCCUCAGCUGAAGCAACUGCCAGCCAUACCUCUGCAGAAGCGGCUGGUCCCCGCGCCUCAGCUGAAGCAACUGCCAGCCAUACCUCUGCAGAAGCGGCUGGUCCCCGCGCCUCUGCUGAAGCGUCCGGCCUUGAACAGACGGCCCGACCCCUCAACAAGCUAGAUAGGGAGAUCAUAAUUUGGUUUGCCCAACUCCUUAAUCGUCUUUCUCCUGUUACUGUGCCUCCAUUUGAAGAAAAGCGCUUGUUUGAAAUGAGGAACUCCUUCACCAUAUGACUAAAAUGUACAUCUGAUUUGGCCACUAUUGCUGACACUUAGGUUGUACGGUUAUGAUUUGGCCUGGUGUUCCUGCUACUCUUACAUUACUUGUUCAAUAAACAAUUUGACUUUCAAAA
Messenger RNA from Oncorhynchus gorbuscha (pink salmon), 1401 nucleotides. Its product is annotated as protein PELPK1-like. Bases 128 to 1282 code for a protein of 384 amino acids. The transcript is spliced from 4 exons. NCBI's taxonomy places the organism in Eukaryota, Metazoa, Chordata, Actinopteri, Salmoniformes, Salmonidae. The record is from RefSeq and is a predicted model, not a curated record.